UCCUGGACUCGCAAUGGAACGGCGACGAAUGCCAAGAAGAAGAGGUCUUGUCUCUGCAGAAACCCGAACCGAAUUAUCAGCGAGCGCGUCCACUCAACAAUCGGAAGUAAUAGAGAGGCUACUGCCUAUCAACGAGAAUUCCGAGAUCACAGGAUGCAAAGAUCGACCUCACAUUUGUGGAAAAGAAGCAGCCUGCCGUAGCUUCAGCGACAAAAGGUCCAAGUGUGUCUGUCCGCACGACUUGUCCCCACCAACGGCGGACUUGAAAUGUCCAAACCGCCUGAUAGUUCCGCUAACACCUCGACCUAUCCCCAACAUAAUACCCCCAAAUGGUAAUUCUACCAACAGUACAACAGCACUUCCCGAAGCUGAACAGUAUUUUCAUAUUGUCCAACAGGUAGAGCGAUCGAAGCAAAGGGCGCCCGAGAUAAUAGGAAUUGUCAUAGCUUUCGUUGCAGUAUUAGCAAUAUUGUUGAGUAUAGUGUACUGUGUGAAGAAACGGAGUUAUAACGUCAAAUCGCAAAGGAAUUCCCUGGAUGGAACACCGAUGAAUCUGAAAAAGGGAUUGCUGCUAGCGAAUAAAUACACACCUAAUCCACAGUAUUUCAGUUGUGCAUCGCCGGAAGUGCCGAUUCUGCAACGCGAAUCUCUUGUAUUUUUACAAGAUAUCGGCGAAGGGUGUUUUGGAAAAGUGUACAAAGGCGAAUUAUGCACCGGAGACGCAAAGGAAAUCGUUGCGAUAAAAGUUCUGAAAGACUCAGCCUCGCGUGAAGCUGAAGAAGACUUUAUGCGAGAAGUCGAUAUCAUGUCCACAUUUGGGCACAGAAAUAUUCUAUCUCUGAAAGGAGUUGUGCUGAGGGAAGGUAAUAAUAGUCCGUGGAUGGUUUUCGAAUACAUGCCUCACGGAGAUCUUGCUGAAGUUUUGCGAUCGAAUUCCCGGCAACUUAGAUCGACGAAACCCGGGUUGCAACCGUUAACUCAGGAAUCUUUACACUGGAUAACAAUUCAGAUUGCAGCUGGUAUGAGUUAUUUAUCGGGUCAAAGAUUCGUCCAUCGAGAUUUGGCUUGCAGAAAUUGUCUAGUUGGUUCGGAUCUCAUUGUUAAGAUAGCGGAUUUUGGGAUGUCGCGAGAUGUGUACACUUGUGAUUACUACAAGAUAGGGGGUUCCCGGCUUCUACCAGUUCGUUGGAUGUCACCAGAAAGCGUAAUGUAUGGACGUUUCACGUUGGAAAGUGAUGUCUGGAGUUUCGGGGUUGUUUUAUGGGAGGUCUACUCCUUCGGCAAGCAACCAUACUACGGACACAAUAACGAAGAAGUAGUAAAGUUGAUUUUGCAAGGAAUAAUGCUUAUUCCACCUGAAGGAUGUCCACCGUUUGUUUGCCAGCUGAUGCGAGAGAGUUGGAAAACAGAUCCUAAGGACAGAAUCACGUUUCCAGAAAUAUUAGAAAGACUUGAAAAAGCUAAAGGUAAAUCUGUACAACAAGAUACCUUACCAAGACCACCUCAAGGGCCAGUUACCAUUCGUACACCGGACGUAUUGGAUCCUGAUGGUUAUUUAUUACCAGCGCCAGCUAAACCACAUGAAUAUUUACAGACUUUACCGGCUUUGUCCGACUGA
Messenger RNA from Habropoda laboriosa, 1618 nucleotides. RefSeq names its product BDNF/NT-3 growth factors receptor-like. Gene Ontology annotation, biological process: protein phosphorylation; multicellular organism development; positive regulation of kinase activity. The coding region runs from base 14 to 1618 and encodes 534 amino acids. Gene Ontology annotation, molecular function: ATP binding; neurotrophin binding; transmembrane receptor protein tyrosine kinase activity. Gene Ontology annotation, cellular component: signaling receptor complex; axon. NCBI's taxonomy places the organism in Eukaryota, Metazoa, Arthropoda, Insecta, Hymenoptera, Apidae. The record is from RefSeq and is a predicted model, not a curated record. The transcript is spliced from 9 exons.